AUGUCAAGGGGGUUUUACUUCGGCACGGCGGCUUUCAUUCCCCGGCUGCUCAAGCAGGCGGAGGGUGGUGUCAUGUUGAAUAUAGCUUCCGUUGGAGCAACUCGACCUCGACCGGGUCUUGUUUGGUAUAAUGCUUCGAAGGGAGCGGUUUGGAAUGCUACCAAGGGUCUCGCUGCCGAGUAUGGAAAGCAUCAGAUCCGGGUCAACUCGGUGUGCCCGCUUCUUGGAGCGACAGGCUUAUUCGAGUCAUUUUCUGGUCUUCCAGACACCCCGGAAAAUCGAGCACAGUUCAUUUCGAAUGUGCCUCUCCAGCGGCUUUGUGAAGCCUCGGACGUUUCCAACGCGUGUUUAUUCCUUGCGUCCGACGAGGCCAAGUUUAUUACUGGAAUCAACUUGGAAGUGGAUGGCGGAAGAGCUGUGCUGUAA
Molecule: messenger RNA, 426 nt
Organism: Penicillium cinerascens
Lineage: Eukaryota; Fungi; Ascomycota; Eurotiomycetes; Eurotiales; Aspergillaceae
Product: 4-formylbenzenesulfonate dehydrogenase
Exons: 3
Coding region: 1-426 (141 amino acids)
Source: RefSeq, a predicted model, not a curated record